UUUAUUUUCUUUUUCUGUAGUUAAAUAAAAUAAUAAUAAAAGUUCUGAAAAAAUGUCUAAAUACGCUGAUUUAAUUAAACUUGGCACACAAUAUGCCCGUCGAAUGGAUUUCUUGUCAAAUCGUAUAUUCGGCGAAGUGGCUCGCACAACAAAUGACAAAUCCAUGAAGGUUGUCCGAAUGUACAGCGAAGAACCGAUUCACAUGCGUGAUUACGUCAAGAAUUGGUAUCCCCGGCAUGUGGAGACACAUCUGCUGAUGAAACAAUUGAGAUGGUAUGGCCUUUUCCGAGAUGAACAUCAAGAUUUCAAACAGGAAAUGAAGAGAUUGCGACGACUUCGAGGAAAAGCUCCACCAAAGAAGGGUGAAGGCAAACGUGCUUCGAAAAAAUAAAAGAAAA
Episyrphus balteatus (marmalade hoverfly) is the source of this 398-nucleotide messenger RNA. RefSeq names its product 28S ribosomal protein S33, mitochondrial (gene mRpS33). The transcript has a single exon. The coding region runs from base 53 to 391 and encodes 112 amino acids. Gene Ontology annotation, cellular component: mitochondrion. The record is from RefSeq and is a predicted model, not a curated record. NCBI's taxonomy places the organism in Eukaryota, Metazoa, Arthropoda, Insecta, Diptera, Syrphidae.